UAUUGUGUACUGUAGGGUGGAUUUCUCUGUUAACAGAACUGAAAGGUGUAUUUACUUGUGAAUAUUAGAUGCAGAUAUUUCUUGCAGUAGGUGAAAGAUAGGCGUUUGUUUUGGUCUAACCUUCAGAAUAUAAAAGACUGGGAGAUAAUGGAUGAUCUGCAGGGGGAUUCUGGUGCCAGUGGUGAGACCAUGCAGGAUACGAGUCCUCCUGGCAUUUGUGAAGGCUACUUGAUGAAGAGGAGAAAAUGGCCUCUGAAAGGCUGGCACAAGAGAUACUUUGUGUUGGAAAAAGGGAUUCUCCGAUAUUCAAAAAACCAGUAUGAUUGUUCUAGAGGGAAAUUAAAUGGGUCAAUGGAUGUCAGUCUCGCAGUGAUGUCAGUAAACAGAAAGGCAAGACGGAUAGAUUUGGAUACUGGGGACAGUCUCUAUCACAUCAAGGCAAAGAACCAUGAUCUGUACUACAUAUGGGUGACCAAACUGAGUGCCCAUCGGAUGUAUAAGAGGAACGAGGCAGCACAUGUUCAUAACAGCUUGCUGCAGGCCCUGUCUCAUGGCAGCAAUGUGCUUCAGGGAAAUGGUGCUAUGCAAAAUGUGUACCAGAACGUGUCUGACUCUUACCUGGGUGAUGUGGCAGCUCAGACUGAAGACCUGCAUGUUGCAGACACUGGAGUAAAUGGGAAAGUGUGUGCCUGGCUGCAACAGGCCCAUGACCCAGACAGCUGCACUCAAGAACUGAACCGCUGUCAAAUAGACCUGAAUGAUUUAAAUCGGUUGGUCCAGAAGCUGCACACUCUGGAGUUAGACAAGGCUGUUAGUAAUGGAGAACUAAAGAGGAUCAUCAGCAUGCAGAAUCUUUCACUUGAGAAGCCCAAGAAGAAAUCUGGCAGGCUAUGGGGUCACACUCAUACACUUGGAGUGUUCUCAUCGUCCCACCUGGGUGCAUCGGUGCCCUCCAUCCCUGACUAUGUCUAUACCCAGCUUACUCCUUCAGCCUCCUCUAGCUCCCCUGAAAGCAGAAAGCUCUACCAGGACAUAUGUUCUGUGUCACAAAGAGUGCACGCCUCUCUGAGGUCCGUGCAUGAGGCUCUGUUUCAGGAGCGACAGCAGCUACAGGACACCUGGUCCAGCACCGAGCUUCGCCAGAACACUUCUGCUCAAAUUAAUGACAUAUGUAGCACCCUGACUGAGUUAGAUGUGAAGUCCCGGCAAACACAAAUCCACACAAGGUCAGAGUGCUCUGACUCCUCUGAGGAAUCCUACCACACUGUGACCUUGAGAAAGUCUGAAUCAAUAUGCCGUUCCUUGGUGGCAGACUCAGUGGCGGAGUUUUUUGAUGCACGUGAUGAGAUUUGUGGAAGUUUCUCUGAGGCAUCAGAUGAAUCAGGUCUGAGUGAUGCCUCCAGUAAUUCAGAGCCUGAGGAAGACCAUGUAACAGCAACACGGAAGUACCGUGCCAGUCUUUCCAAAGCAUCAGCAAAACCCAGCUGGACUUUAGGGAGCACUGGCCACCGCACCAAACUGCCAGCAGUUUGCCCUGAUAACAGUCACAUAGGCCUUAUAUCCAUCCUUUAUAACAACAUCGGGAAGGACCUGUCACGUGUAUCCAUGCCUGCAGCCCUGAAUGAGCCUGUCAAUCUACUCCAGAGGCUCUGUGAGGAACUGGAGUACUCGGAGUUACUGGACACAGCCAACUGUACUGACGACCCCUACCAGAGAAUGGUGUACAUUGCUGCCUUUGCUAUCUCUGGCUAUUCUACAGCUCAGUAUCGUAACCGUUAUAAGCCCUUUAACCCAGUUCUGGGAGAGACAUUUGAGUGUGUAAGGGAGGACCGAGGUUUCCGCUAUAUUAGCGAACAGGUUUGUCAUCACCCACCCAUCUCUGCUUGCCAUGCUGUCUCUGACAACUUCUGCUUUUGGCAGGAUCAGCGAUGGAAGAAUAAAUUCUGGGGAAAGUCUUUGGAGAUAAUGCCAGCUGGAAUGGUGAAUGUAACUCUAUCAAGGUAUGGAGACCACUACGAAUGGAAUAAGGUGGUGACAUGCAUUCACAAUGUCCUGAGUCAGCAGCGCUACCUAGAGCACUAUGGAGAGGCAACGAUCCGCAACCUGAACAGCUCAGUCUGUACCUGUAAGAUCACGUUUGUUAAGUCUCGCUACUGGGGCUCAGAUGCAAAUAAAAAUGAGGUUCAAGGCCAAGUCCUAGACCAGUGUGGUAAAGUAGUGCACCGAUUCGGAGGAUUCUGGCAUGAGGGGAUAUUCUGUGAUACACUACCCAAUCCACAAUGUAUUUGGAAGCCAUACCCUCAGCCUAAGGACUACGUCUUGUACUAUGGAUUCUCCAACUUUGCAAUGGAAAUGAAUGAGCUGAUGCCUGAACUUGAACCUUUGCUGCCCCCAACAGAUACACGCCUGCGUCCAGACCAAAGGAUGUUGGAGGAAGGCAGCGUGGAGGAGGCAGACAAAAAGAAAGAUGAAGUGGAAGAAAAACAGAGAGAGCGGAGGAAGACUUUGGCAAAGAGAGGAGAGCAGCACAUCCCUCGUUUUUUCAGGAAAUCGGUUGAUGCAGCUGGUAGAGAAGUGUGGCUCACUAAUGGAACUUACUGGAAGCUCAGAGAGAAUCCUGGAUUCACAAACAUGAAAAACUUGGAAUUAUGGUGAAGUCUCAGUAGAGUUUGAAACUCUGAACUGUAAAACUUUCUUACAUAUUUCUUAAAGUACAUGGACUUGAACACAAAGCAAAUUGUAGAGCACAGAUGAACUGCCCAUGACAGACUGGGCAAGGAUAAAGCUCUUAACCAAAGACCAAGCUUUUCUAUUUUCCCCUGAGGUAUUCAGGCUUUCACUUCUUUGAUGGUUGGACAAUUAAACCAAUAUAUAUUUAGGGAGUUAAUCCAUCUCUGCAUUUACUUUCUUCCUCAAAAUGAUUGCUAUGUAAACAGGACACAUAAACUUGGGAAGACCAUUGUGUUCUGUUCAUUUCAUCAGUACAUUUCAUCAACACCAUGUGGGUAGUAGCAAAAAAUAUAUGAUAUUUUGUAGCUUAAGCAAGAGGGUGUGUGGGUCUGUUUUUGUAAUCUUACUUCCACCCACUCCCGUUGGAAUUCUGACCAAAUCCCAGCCAUUUCUUCAGUUAUUAUUUUUGUUUAUACCUGUCUGUGAUAUGUUCUAAUGAACUCAGUUUGUUCUAUUUCCCAAAUUAUAAACAAAUUAGUAAUUUAAACUUCAGGGGACCCUGAUCAGGAUCAUCAAUGAAGAUGAGCCACUCUUGCCAGCAUGAGUAAAACUGGCUGUUUUUGUUGGGUCCCAUGGGAUCCCAGACCUGGUGCACACUUCUAGCUUAAGCCCUAACUGAUGCAUAUUAGGCACACAUUAAAAUAAAUAAAUAAAUAAAAAUUCUUAAUGGGGAAGGCCAUUUAAUUGCAUAACUAGUCAUUUACCUGUGUUACUGAAAACAGGAAUGAAAAGAGAUUUUGGAGCACACAGCUUUUUAUAGUACUCUGGCAGUACAAUAACAAAAAAUGGGACUGGGUUGUGUGACAGGGUCAUAUAUUUCUUAUUAGUUUAUGCACAUGCUGCUCUUGAUAACACAUGGGAAGUAUUUACUUAUAAUAUAAAGAGGGUUGAUGAACUGCAGGAUUGAUCUUGCUACUUGACUUUUUUGGGGGAAUUAUUUAAAAAAUGUAUUCUCUUUCAUGUGUAUGGAUUUUUUUUAUGUUUUUUUUUUUCUUCCCAAAGUCAUCACUCCAGAGAGUCUUCCUGUAAUAGGAUUUAUUCUAAGUGGGAUUAGAAAAAGCACUUCCUCUUCCUCAAAGCCUUCUUAGACUUUGCAUAACCAGUGUGUACAGUGAAACUCUACAACAAUUAAACAACAUUAUUUAAUGAGAACUUUUACAUUUUAACAUUAAAUGUUAGCCAAUUCUAACAUUAUAACAAAUAAAAGUUUCAUAUUAAAAAUGACAUGUGUUUUAUUACAGUUAGAACAUAUCAAGUUUUUUUCUGCAUUAUUUGGGGGAGGGUUCCUGUUAUUUAUUAACCUUGGCUUCCAGGUGACAUUGGAGAAAAUUAAUCUUCAUAUUACAGAGUAUGUUUUUCAUUUACAGAGAAGACUAUUAAAGUCAUGGUUCCGUGGAACAUCAUAUAAAUAUACCUUAAAGACAAUCUGAUAAUAGCACUGCUAGUCCAUAAUAAAGCUUCGGAGAGGGGAAAGCUUGAGGGUAAAUUCCCUCCUACAUGUGGCAUUAUUUAUCAAAGUUGGAUCUGAGCAAAUGUAUUUCAGGGUAAACUUGGGUAUGCU
Molecule: messenger RNA, 4291 nt
Organism: Ictalurus furcatus (blue catfish)
Lineage: Eukaryota; Metazoa; Chordata; Actinopteri; Siluriformes; Ictaluridae
Gene: osbpl7
Product: oxysterol binding protein-like 7
Exons: 20
Coding region: 148-2655 (835 amino acids)
Cellular component (GO): perinuclear endoplasmic reticulum; intracellular membrane-bounded organelle; plasma membrane
Molecular function (GO): cholesterol binding
Source: RefSeq, a predicted model, not a curated record